This is a messenger RNA of Eriocheir sinensis (Chinese mitten crab), 15393 nucleotides long. RefSeq names its product filaggrin-like. NCBI's taxonomy places the organism in Eukaryota, Metazoa, Arthropoda, Malacostraca, Decapoda, Varunidae. The transcript has 10 exons. Bases 1761 to 9365 code for a protein of 2534 amino acids. The record is from RefSeq and is a predicted model, not a curated record. Gene Ontology annotation, cellular component: cytoplasmic vesicle. Gene Ontology annotation, molecular function: protein binding.
CCUCGCCUUGGCAGUGUUGCAGUCAGUUGUGCGCCGGACGCUAAAGGGGGAGGGAAGAUCGCUCUCGCCGGGGUGACCUUCCCUUCGGACAGUAUUGACAGCUGUGAGGGGACGCCACGCAGAAACGGUGCACGGAGAGAACGAGACCAGAAAACAGAGACCUGGAGCAGUGAGAACGCCACAGUGCCCUUAGAACACCGGAUAUUGUGACAGCCUUGCGCCCCGCCCCCCCAAACCUUCCCCCGUCACCAGGGCAAGGAAGGACUCGAUUCAGCUUUCAAACAGCCACAUCGUCCCCCCCGUGGGCGUGAGAGAGAGACAGGGAGGUAGAGAGAGAGCUAGUUCACUUCUCUCUACCGGUGUCGGGGAAGAGAAAGAGAGAAUUAAAGAGAGAGAGAGGAAGUGUUUGUGUGUGUGUGUGUGACCGUUUCCAGCUAUUGAUGCGAAUUUCUCCUGUUGAUAAUAGUAAUAGUAGUGGUAGUAAUAAUAGGCGUUUAGUAGCUUGUCCUUAGUUCCUCCAAGUGCCAAAUAAUACACCAGACAGACAGACAGACAGACAGACAGACUAAGAAGGAAGAAGAGAAGGAUGGAAAUCUGUCUUAUCAAGGAAAGAAAAGGAAGCCAGAGAUUGGAGUGUGAUAUAUAGAGGAAAACAGUGAAAGGAAAGAAAGAAGAAAAGAAAGAAAUACGGAAAUAUCAUCAAAAUAUAUACUGUUUUUUCCCGUAUUUUCUCCACACACACACACACACACACACACACACACACACACACACACACACACACACACCACCCAUCUUCCAUUCUCCUCACGUGUGUUGGGUGUGUGAGUGUGUGUUGAAAGAAGAAGGAAGAAAAAACCCAGUGAAUGCAAUAUAUAUGUACUACGUGUGAGUGUGUUCGUGUGUGUGUGUAUACAUACGUAACAUGUAUAAUCAAACCAGUGUGUAUAUGCAUUAGCAAGUAAACUACGGGCUAUACAUACCUACAUACGUAUAUAUCCAUACAUAUAUAUACAACCAACCAACCUCUUCUUUUCGGCAUAUUCAUAUAACCUGUUCAGUGGCGUUUAAAUGUUACUAUACGUACACAUAACCAUACGUAGUGCUUAGUGAGUAUACAGCGUGAUAUUAUGCCUACCUAGAAGUAUUACAUAAAUGUAGAGAAGAGAAGAAAUAGAAGAAAGAAGAGAAAAAUAGAUGAAACUAGCAUCGUUGUUAUCUAUCAAUACGUAGAGAAGAGUGAAGAAAGGAAGACAAGAAGUAGAAGAAAGAAGAGAAAUAGAAGACACUAGUAAUGUUAUCUAUCAAUACGUAGCGUGAAGAAAGAAGAGAUAUAGAAGAAACUAGUAUUGUCUAUCUAGUAUCUAUCAUCAUCAAGACUUCCUUCAACUACUCGUCCUCAAUCUACAAGGACAAGAAAAAGAGAGAGCACCUGUUUUUACCUGGUCGAGGGGUGCUAACUACCUCCUACCUGUCACCUCACCUUGUUCCCGCACCUGUCACCCUUCCUACCUUUCCCUAAUUAACGUGUCCUUUUUUUUUCUCUCUUCAUCUCUGGUCUUCCGUAAAAUUCUCCUCCUCUAUAGUGUUUCUCCUCUUCCUCUCCCUUCUUCCAUCUCCUCGACAUCCUCCACCUCCUCAUCGCCCUCCUCCUCCUCCUCCUGAUCCUCUUUCCGUACCCUUCUUCAGCCUCUCGUGUUCGUCCUCGUCCUCGUCCUCGUCCUCGCCCCUCCUCCACCUCCUCCACCUCCUCCUCCACCAUGAUACUCGACAAUAGACAAGUUCCUGACAUCGUGGUGAGCAGGGAGGGGCUCAGCCACAACCACCAGCACCCCAACCCCCACCCCCACCACAACCACCACCACCACCACAACCACAACAACAACAACAACAAUAACAACAACAAUAUCCAACGCCAAGGCAACGGAAAUGGCAGCCCCAGACACGUCAUCGGAGGGCAGAAUGGUAAUGGUAGCCCGCGACGCGUGUACCAGCACCCGAACCCCCAUCAUGGCAGCCCCCGCCAUGCUAACGGCCUCCCAUGGCAGCCGCACUACCAUGGAAGCCCAAGACAUCGAGCAGGGAGCGUGGGGGGCGUGGGUGUGGGUGAGGGGGCGCAUGGUAGCCCCUCCCAUGGGUAUAACAACAAUGGCAGCCCAAGAAAUAGCCCGAGACACCUAAACAGGAAUCAGGGAAGCCCGCGACAUCACCCGAGCCUCCACCAUGAUGGGAACGGCAAUGGCAGCCCAAGACAUGUUCCUAACCAGCAGCAGCACCAGAACGCCAACAACAGCCCUCGCCACCACCAGCACCAGGCACUCCGGACCAACAGCACGGGGGGCAGUCCGCGCCACGCCCUGACCACAGAACGCGCCAGCCCUCGCCUUAUACAGAGAGUCUUCAGCUUUGACUACGGCCGCGGCAGUCCACGCCACUCGGCCAGUCUUGAGGACCCGCCCGACCACCACCAGCGCCGUCGACAGCAACAACAACAACAGCAGCAGCAACAAAGUGUGGAGUCAGCAGGAGGUGGUGGCGGUGGGAGAAAUGCCCCGAGUCGAAUCCCGGUGCAUGUACAGGAAAAACAGCAACAGCAACAGCAACAGAAUCAACAACAGCAGACUCAGCAACAGCAACAGAUUCAGCCUCCACAACAACAGCACCGCCACAGGAACAACUCUCAGGAUCGAAAUGGCGACGAACAGCACAUCUCCAGCCCAAGGAAGACUCCAUCCCAAGGCAGGCGAGGGAGAACCUUAUCCCAGCAGAACAACACCGCCAACACCGCCAACACCAACACCCCCCCGGCCAGAAAGUUCUCGGAGCCUGAAAUCAAAGUCCCAGCGGGUUCGGACUUCAAAUCUGUGGUCCGGGAGUACUCGCAGCUCAGUCCGCGGCGGGUCAACCUUCGGAACAAGAACCAGGGACUCUUCAAAUACGGACUGUGCAGGAUUGAGGUGAAGGACAAGCCGGGGCCAGGACUCCACACGUUCCGCAAGGGCCUGGCAGACUCCGGAGGGAAGUGGCACUCCGCUGAGGCACACAAAUGGCCCCCUCCUGAAAACGAUGCCAAGUGGGGUAGCGAAGACGGGAGGCUCAACACGAACUCAGCAAAGUGGAAUGGACGGAACAGGAACCUAACCGAGGACGGGGAGGAUGAGGAUGACGAUGACGAUGAAGAGGAUUGGACAGGAGGAGGAGGAAGUGGUCGCGGCGGUGGCAGCAGCGGCACGGGAAGCUGGAAUAUCGAAUGUGAUAAGAGCGAGGAAGAAAACGAUCAGGUAUUCUUCAGUGACGACACCAACUCCAUCACCACCACCACCACCACCACCACGAGUACUGAAGACUCGCUACACCACCACCACCACCACCGAUACGGCAGAAGGGAAUCAUGGCCGGUAGCGCACGCCGACCCUCACGCCGAAGUCUCCAGUACGUCGACGAAUGCCACGACGGACUCCCAAUACUCCUCGUCGCCGAACCGGUCGAGCAAACACUCCGACUCCUCACGAAGCCCUCGCCGCGUCAUCUCCUCCAAAACAAGCAGCCUGGAAAGUGUCGCAGAAGGCCGCAGGAGUCGAGGUCUCAGCCCGAACUUCUCCGCAAGCCCAAGACGCAGUACCACAAGCCCCUCCUCGCUCAGAACGGCCUCCAGGAACGGUUCUUUGGGGACUCUCUCUUGGGGUAGUAGCGAGAACGUAGGGCGGAGGUCAGCGCUGUCCGGGGAGAUGAAGGGAAGUGACGGGGGUGAAUGGGACUCCGGCGUGGACUCAGUGACUUCCAAAAUGGUGCUUAUUAAGUGUAAGGACGCUAACUACCUGACGCGCAUCUACCUGGACCGUGAAGGAAUCCAUGCCCUGAAGAUCGUCGGGCGCGUUGGAGUGGGCGGGUCAGCCCCAGAGCACGUGAUGAGCGAGGGCCAGCCCGGCCACGCCCACCUCCUCCACCACCAGCCUCACGAUGACGUCACCAAGCUCGCGGGUGACGCCGGCGGCCGCGACAACCAAUCGGGAAGCGUGAUCAGCCAGGCCACCGACGGGGAAUUCGAGCACGACACCGCGGACUACCAGUGGCUCCUCGACUAUGAGCUGCCCUGCGCUAGGUAUCGGGAGAGUUACAGCCGAGAGGUGGGCCCCGCGUCCCUGUCCUCGGGGGGAAGGGAUGGCUCGGGCCGCGUCUCCGUCCUUGAGGCGAGUCGCGGGCCCCUGCAAGACCUUUCCUACGAGACGCUGGCCAGGAACCUCGACGCCAACCUGGCCGAGAUCGACAUGGACGACUUCCACAGCGAGGACAUCCACAACCUCCUCACGCUGCCGACCAUGUGUGGGGACUUCCAGAGCGCUGAGGACGGGGAGAUGUUCGCCAGCGUCUCCGGCUCCAUGAUGAACAAGAUCGAUUUGGGGACGUCCUGCAGCCCACACUCGUCCUCACACUGCGAUGACGAGGACGAGGACGGCGAGUACAAGGAGGAGGAGGAGGAAGAGGAGGAGGAGGAGGAAGAGGAGAGCUGCGAUAGGCGGGACGACGAGGAGUACAGUGGAGUUAGCGGAGAUCUGUCGCUGUAUCAGUCCGGUCCGCUGUUCUCGCCGCUGAAGGAGCCGCCGCCGCUAGCCAAUACGACCUUCAGCGUGGACUCCUUGGACUGUGACUCGCUGCACGAUGACCUGAUCCUAACUUGCCAGGCCAACAAGGACAACUACACGAUCGCCUUUGAGGGUUCCUUCGUGCAGUACUCCGAGGACUCCGACUACCAUGAAGCAGAGAGCGAAUCCAGCGGCAGCAACCACUGGUCCACAGAGAGGUUGGAGGGCCGCGCCACAGCCCCCGCCAUGACCCACUCGGACCAGCCUUACACCACCUGGUCCAGGGUGGGCCGCCGCGCCUCCCGCACGCCUGAGGUGCCUUCCAGGGCCGCUACAGGCCAGCAACAGGCGGCGGGGGCGAUGGAAGACUCAAGGACCUCAGGACAGAACCAAUCUAGCGCCAAGAGCAACAGUAUGCCCAACCUGAUGCGACGGUCCCUGAUGCGGCGGUCCCUGGAGGCGUCCGGCGGGUGUGUGAAAGUGUUUGACCUUCAGAACAGCAUGCGAUCCAGCCAGACCAGCAAGACCAUCGCCGGGGAGUCCAACAACUUCUCGCUGGUGAAGCUGUUCAUGCGGCAGAAGAGCCUGAGCAAGGAGGCCGUGAGUCUGUCGUCCAGCAUUUCGCAGGACGGCCCGUGCUCCAGCUCCGACAACCAGUCCAACGUACACGACUCCUCAGACUGGCCUAUGAACAGCCAGUCCGAGAACGACAUGGACGGCAGCGCCUCGCCUGUGCCUCCGCCAGCCCUCAUGCGGCAGAACGGCGUCAUGUACCACCACCAUCACCACCACCACGGCCACCACCAUGAGCGAGGCUUCCGGCGACGCACCGGCUCCCUCGGGCACGACAUGGCGUCGAAAGGCAACCAACAGCAGGACUUCAGCUCGCCUGACCAAAGCACGACCACCACCGACACGCUCACCAACAACACCGCCAAUUCGCAACAGCAGCAGCAACAACAGCAGCAGCAGCAGGACGGCGUCAUGAACAACAACAACAACAUCAUCGCGCACCCCCUAGACAACACCGGCCUCGCCCUCACCAGCACGAUGGACAACGUGACGAGCUUCGAGGACAGCCUCAAGGAGACCAACCCGUGCUCCAAGCCGCCCGUCACCAGUCCUAUCCGCGAGGAGCCAGAGGGGAUGGACAUCUCGAUGGACAGCCGCGGCGAGAGCAAAGUUCUCCUCGACCAGUCCGAGAAGGAGACUAAGAUCAUGCACGAGGUUCUGCGGCUCCGCGACAACAAGUUUAACGCUGAGAAGAACAACCUGGCCCCCGCCAAGGCCUCGCAGAAGGAGAAGAACAAGAACAGGAACAACUUCAACAACCUGCUUGGCGAGGAACACAAACGCUCGCAGUCCCCUGGCUCCGCCAAGAAGGCCGCCGCCGUCGCCGCUGCCGCCAACAACAACAACAAGCGGGACGGCUCUGUCGGCGGCGGGAUGCGGCGGCGCCAAGACUCCGGCAACUCGUCCAGCGGCUACGCGUCUAACAGAGGCUCGACGGAGAAGAUCAGGCGGCCGUCAGACUCAGAGCUGAGCAGCGCGUCCCAGCAGAAGCCGCGCCCCAAACCGAGGGUGAUGAAGCAGAUGAGCGACCAGUGUUUGCAGACCUCCAACCUGAAGGUGUCGGCGAUGGUCAACACGAGUUUCAACAUUGAGAAGAAGGAAGUCUACGUCUACUACCCCAAUUACGCCUUGCCGGACCUGGGCUUCCUCAGGGACAAGAAGUACAACAUCGACGCGCGAGUGUUCCUGGUGCCCCAGCACUACGCCGCCCGCCCCGAGGAGGCGCGGCGCAUCAAGGACUCCAGGAUGCGGCGACCUUUCUCUUGCGGCGACAUGGAGAAGCUCAAAAAGCACGGCUUUGGCCACAUCCGGGACUGGGACUCCCUCAACUUCCUGCUGCCUAAGGAGCUGAAGGAGAUGCUGUUGGACGAGACAGACUGCAUGGAGACCACCAAGCCCUCUUUCUGCCACUCCCCGAAGCCUGCCCGCCGCCCCGUCAGCGCCGACUACACACUCCAACAGAAGUGUUCGCACGAGCUGAAGGCGUCGGCCAGCGCCAGCAGCCUCAACUCCACGCAGCCCUCGUCCGGGUACCGAGGCUCCUCCACGAUGCUGAAUGACUCCGAGGGCGAGAGCGGCAGCAGCGGCGAACAGACUGAUGCCGUCGAGAAGCCGCCGCCACUACCCAAGCGGUCCAUCUCGCUGCCCCAAGACGAGCGGCAGGAUUCCGAGGACCCGGACACUCCCCCACCCCGCCCGCCGCUGCCCCGCGGCAUCCUGAGGAAGUCCUCGUCGUUGAAAGAUGAUGGUGGAAAGGGCGGCGCCAACAAGAGGUUUAGCGCCAUCGAGUCAGGGCGCGGCGGCAUGCGGGAGGACCUGCUGAAGAGGCGGUCGUUGCAGGAGCCGAUGGAACACAUGGCGCAGCGCGUGGCACGGGAAACCAUCCCCGAGGCGGUCCCGGCAAGCGAACCGAUCGAGGCCGAGCAGGAGGCGCCACAGAACCUUCCUUCGCCGAUGGGCUGCAGCUGCGUGAGUCAGUGCACCGGCUUCUGCGGCAAAGGACUCCAGAAGAAGAACCUCCUGAGGGUGAGCGAGCUGCCAGACGUCUCCAGCCACGAGGACUUGACGGAGGACGACCUGCUGCGCAUCCGCUCCCAGGUGAGCAAUCUGCUGGUGGCGCGCGGCGGCGUGGGUACCCUGCUCUCUGAUGGGGGCGCCACGUGCGACCUCUGCCCCAAGAAGAGCGUCAGUUUUGCGGAGAACCAGUGCUCAGACAGCGGCACAGCGCUCGGCGAGGGUCCCGGCGCCACAGACGAGGACACGCGGCCGAUGGUGUACGACGCCCACGACAAGAAGACGCUCGUGCUGUCCGUGCGCGCGGCGGUUGAAAAACUGGUGACCCACUUUUCGACCGGCGCCUCGCAGCAGGACAAAGUUCGCUUGGGUACGAGCGCCAUGACCCCCGCGGUGGCCCAGCUCGCCCUCGACAAGCUGUGCCCCGCUGUCUACGCCCUGCUGAGUGACGGCCUCCACCCCUCCCUCCAGUCGCUCUUCGGCAAGAUCAACAACUCGGUGUGGCGCGUCAUCGAGGUCACUAGUCAGAUAAGCCCCUCCACCAAGGCGCUCAACGACCUGGUCCUCACUCUGAACAGCGAGGAGUGUCUCUCAGAGGGGCCCAUCAAGUUCAACGCCUUCAUCUUCGGCCUCCUAAACAUCCGGUCGUUGGACUCGUGGCUGUGUUACCUCCGCACCCGGGAGAGCGUCAUCCAGAAGCACUACCACCCCGAGGCCUUCCUCUACCUCGCCAACACCGCCACCAAGAGCCUUUACGACGACCUGCUCCUGUCCCUGCGGCCCCUCGCCCUGCUGCCCUUCAACCUCGACCUGCUACACGAGUACAAGGCCCUCCAUGCGAGCCUCCAGAAGAUGGAAGAACGUCUCCUCCUCCACACAGGGUCCAAGGAGAGUCCUGGGGAGCGUCCGCCGUCAGUCCUCGACCAUCUUCACUCCAAAGAGACGAAGGAGUUCAAGAACGCCGCUCAGCAGGACCGCGUCAAGGCCCUCAUGCGGGUCCUUACCUCGCCCGAGCUUGACGAACACGAGCUCCUUCACUCCACGCUGGACCACACGAGGGAGCGCAGCCGCAGUCCACGCCCGCGCUCCUGCUACGACCAUGUGACUGCGGAGGAGCUCAGCCCAGCGCAGCGCAAGCGGUGGAGCGGCGUCCAGCUCGGCUCACGGCUCCUGACAGCCAUAGACAAGCUGAUGCUGGAGGAAGCCGCCGGAACCUCCAGUGAAGACUACACCGACUCACUGGACAACCCCAAGAGCGGGCGGCCAGCGGGGCACCGACGAGGCAGCAUGGGCCUGGAUGACGAUCAGACCACAGACUUGAGGAUCAGCGACGUGUCCAGCCGAGACGGGGACGUGAGCGAACGGUCAGCCUCCGAGAAGGACACGGAGAACGAGAAGGGGGCGAAGGCGUGCUUGGAGACCGACCACGACGAGCCUGAAGGAGUGAGAUUCCGGCGACUACAACUCAAGUGGGAGCAGAUGGCCGGCCCGGAGAAGAGAGCCCAGAAGACACAACUACCCCAGCAGCAAGCACAGCAGCAGACCCAGCAGCAGCCACAGCCACCGAUCCCAGAGAAGGCGGUGAGUCCAAGCAGCGGCAGCAGGUCAAGAAUACCGCGGCCUGUGAGCAUGACGUCUCCGCAGCGACCGUUCAAGGCCUUCGACCCCGCCAAGGAGAAGACAUCCCCGCAGCUCAAGCAGCCUCCGAAGUACAUCCCGGCGUCCCCCAAGGAGCUACCGAAGCCCGCCCCGCGACGCUCCCUCAAGGACAAAGCUUCGUCCCCUGCACCGCCGGAGGAGCCGAUCAACGCCGCCCGCCCGCCUUCAGUUCGAUCCCGCCUCGCCCCGCGCCCGAACUCCAUCGCCACCAACAUGGUCCGCGCGUCCUCGGUGCCCGGCCGCGUCCCCGCCUCGGCCGAGAAAAGCAGCAGCCCCAGUGGAAGGUAUGAGGGCCAGCGUAGGUAUGGAGGACAGCCCAGGUCAGCCAGCCAUGGGAGACGCGUGACCCCCGGAGACACGCCCAAACUAGUGCAGACGUUACACCACCGCCUCGCCACGGACAACGGACAUCUCAGCUUCAACAGGGGCGAUAUACUGACGGUGGUGGUGGAGGUGGACGACCGUUACCUCCUGUGCUGCCAUAACGACCGGAAGGGCCUUGUUCCCCGCGCCUCUGUCAUCAUCCACGAGCAAUGAGAAUGGGAAACGGAGUGACCAGGACCGAGGAAUGGAUGCAGGGAAGGAUGCGGUUAGGCUAGGGUCGGGGAGAGCGUGUGUGCGCUAAGUGGUGUGGAUUGAAACAGCUUCGAGGUUUUGAUUCGGAGUGUUGAACAGCCUAGUCUUCUGUGUUUUCUGUCUUGGUAUUCUUUCUCUAUCUUUCUCUGCCUCUCUUACCUUCUGUCUAUGUCUUUCUUUUCCUUCUUUCGCUCUCUCUCAGUCUUUUAUCUUGAUGUAUUUCCUAAUGGCGUCGAGGUAAAGAUUCAGAGCAUAGCCUUAUCUAGCCUAACAAUCUAACUAGUGUCUAUCCGCAUCCUCUCCCCGUGUCCAUGGAAGCGAAGAGAGAUUGGUUCAUUGAUCCAUUCGUGUUCAUCUCUUUUUAUAUCGGUCAAGGGACGAAGGAGAGAGAUUUCAGGGGUAGCUCUCCCAUUUUUUUCUCCCCUCGUCCCUUCUCGGAGGCUACACACGGAAGGAUCUCAUUGUGUCAUUGAUUCAUCCAUUCCAUGUUGGUUAUUUAUAUGUAUAUGUGAGGUGGUUUUUCACGCAUGGAUUCGCGCACUGGUCUUCACUGAGGCUGCUGUAAAAGUCGACCCAGAAUAAAGAAAACACGAAAGGUAGAAAGGAAAGGAUAGAUCAUACACAAAGCAACGGUAAUAAGGAAAGAUGAAGGCAGGCAAGACAGAAGGAAGUGAAGGAUGAUGCCAGUACAUAUUCUAUAGAUUCUAAGACCUUUUAUAUGCUACUCACGGAAACGAGAGAAGAAAACAAAAACAAUGAUAGUCAACUCCACAAUGAACCUUUCGUGGAAAAAAACUUGUACAUGGUUUUAAAAAUGACUUUAUUCACCCCGUGCACAUAUACUCAUUCUUCCUCCUCCUCCUCCUCCUCCUCCUCCUCCUCCUCACCUCUCCUUUCUUUCCUCUCCUAUUUCUCACCCGAGUCCGACUUUUUUUUUUCCUGAAGCGACAUCCGACAGUGGCGUUCGAAGUCCCCGUGAAAAAAAAGUAAUGGAAAAUAUACCUGAAGAACUUAAGGAAUCGAUAACUGAAUGAAUGAAUGAAUAAUAAUCGAAUCUGAGGAACUUUUUAGCGUGAGACGGAAAACUUAGUGAAACAUAAAUAGCGGAAACCCGGUGAACAUAUUGAUAGUUUUUUUUUUUUUUUUUUUUUUUUUUUUUUUUAGCAUAACACGAAAGCUUUAUGCGAGACCCGAAAGAGUAUGAGGCGAAGAUUGAAUCGAAGAAAAUGGGAAUGGGGUCGCGCGCUGGAAAGUAUAGCUUGAAGAAAAUGGGAACCUCACAUAUGUGGACAUAGAAAACGGUGGGUUACUCACUCACUCACUCGCUCACUCUGCCUGUUAGUAAGUAGAGUAUCAUGCUUGCUUCUGGGUAUUAGUGGAUGACUUAACAUUCUUCUCCUCCUCCUCCUCCUCCUGUACCAACACUAGCACCUCCACGACCCUCAGGCCACACCUCAGUAAAAAGUCCUAAGUCCUUUUUUUAUCACGUUUGUUGCUGAGUGAAAGAAAAAAAAGAAAAUGAGUACACUAUUUGCAUGGCCUACACUGUAAUCUCACUGUAGCGUCACUCUAAUUAUUAGUACCAUUAUUAUUUUUAUUAUUUUUUAUUAUUACUUAAGAUAAGAGAUUUGGGUGGCCGAUAUCGUGUGCUUACUAUAGUCACCACCACCACCACCACCACCCUCAGCGUUGAGAAAAAGACGGAAUGGCUUGUGACUCUGAUGGGUUUAUUUGAGAGUGACUGGCUCCCCUCGCACCCUCUAGCACGUGUAUUUUUUUUAUAUUUUCACAUUUCCUUCUCUUUCUAUUCUUAGCUGACACCUACGUAAAAGGGGUCAAAGUAUUAGAAGUAGCUCAAUCACACGUGUACGAUUACUUGCUUUCACCCAAAGACGUUGUUUUUUUUCUAUUGAUUUGUGUUGUAUUGUCCAAACUUCGACUUGAAAUGGUGCACUUAAUGUUCAAACUUUCUACUUAAAUGUGUAAUUAUUGUAGUUAAUCAUUUACAUUACUUAUGCAGCAUUUAGCGUCCAUCAAUUUUUUUUUUUUUUUUUUUUUUUUUUUUUUUUUUUUACUUGAAAUGGAUUACUUAAUGUUCAGAAAUACUACUAAAUGUGUAAUUAUUGUAGUUAAUCUUUACUUACACAUCAUUUAGUCUGCACCAGUUGAGUAUUGCUUCACUAACGUCACUUCGAGGCGGAUGAGACACUUUUCGAAGCCUCGCUCAGUUCAUACGAGUCUUUGGGGGAAGCGGGAAGUCGUGUCCGCGUGUGUCUGUAUCUGUCUACCUGUCUGUCUGUCUCGCUCUCUCUGUCCUCAGCACCUGCCAGCCAGUCGCUCUGGGGUGACACGCAAAGUAAGGCCGAGUAUACUUGGUUAUACUAUUUGGAACUUACUAACUGUCUCUCUCCUCUCCCUAACCACCCUCCUAUGUAUCCUUGGUUUCCCAUGCAUGCCUCCCCGGGUUGUCAUAUGGUCUUGUUCCCACUCUCCUGUACCAUUUGUAUGCCUAGGUUAGUUUAUUUUUGUUUAUUUUUGUGUUACUCUCUUCCCGUACUUGCCCUUGUGCUUGUUAGUCAGCUAGGUUCCUUCUCCUCUGACUCGGGAACUUGUACUUGCAGCCCGCGUCCUCAUCCUCGGUUUGUCCUCGGUUGUGUCUUGUUCCCCCAUCCUUUGUAUUAUGUUCUUAGGUUAGCUUGUUUUUUGUUACUCUCUUCCCACACUUCCCCUCGCCGCUUGUCAGGUCAGCUAGGGUUCUGCUCCGACUGGGGAACACAACGCAGCACGAGUGUCAUUGCGCCGAAGGUUCCAUUUGGUAUGAACUUGAGUCUGUGGCCGCCGCCCUCUGAAGCACCUCGCCUCGAUCAGUCCAGCAAGGGGACCGCUCAUCUUGCGUCCUGCCAAUCCGAAAUGACGAACUUGAUUGGACAGGGACAAGGAGUAAGAAUCGAUAGCAAACAUUUCCGUAUUUCCCUUCGACUUGUAAUAUCUGGGAAUCUGUAAGAACGAACUGGAAUGACCACGAGCAAGAAGGAAGACUUGAUCGCAAAAAGUUUUCAGUGUACAACGGAUUAAGACAAACAUGAUUGGCCAGGAGCGAGAAGGAAGAUCAGGUAGUGGUUACCCUUUGCUUGACGGAUCCACGGCGAGGCUUCCCGUCUGGCAGGUCUGAAGGCUCUGGGGAAGGUGGAAAGACUCGGACUCUGACCUGUCCAUCUUCAUUUGUUUUCGGCACCGAGAAGGAAAAAGAGAUGAACCGACUCUGUGCUAAACUGUCGCUUUUCAUUUAUUCUCGUCGCUCGGUAAGGGAAGGAAUCGAUGCAGUGACUUAGGAUUGAAACCGCUGAGGAGUUGAGUCAAGAGUACGAGGUAGUCUAAUACCCCACCGCCGCCGUUACGAUAUUUAAGGAGUGUUUUAAGAAGAAAUGCACGCCUUGUCUCACAGUAUCGUUUUGUAGCAUAUCCACAAACUUGAAAUCAAAGAAAGCUAGCAAAGUGUUAAGGUGUCCCACUUAUUCGUACUUCGCCUUUGCUGUUAUUGUUCUCAAGCUGAUUAAACGGUAAUGACUGCAACUACUUAAUGAAUGUUGACGGAUGUGAAAAAAAAAUGAUACGCUUCACAACUACUAAAAUCACCUCACUGUAUAUACUUAAUGGACGAUCACGUGUUAGAUUUACAGGUGUAUCCCAACAGUGUCACCUCACGCCACUUAGGGAAAGAGUGACAAUACGGGGAGAUAAGAAAAACGGGAAAAAACAACACCACGAUACAGAGAACUCCAAGCGAACCGAACCUCCCGAACGAAACCGAUUCACCGCUCCGGACCACAACUCAUGAAGCCGAACUUGGAUAGAAAGUAAUAUAUAUAAACUUUUUACAAACCGACUCGACCAAAACUACUCGCUCUCUGUACCUUCCACACCUGACUCGAUCACUUCUGACUCCUUAGCAUUAGCGUACCUCGUUGCCUCUUUAGAUGUGACCUUAGCGUCCUUGUGUUGUAGGUUUAGACACACCUAACCUAAUCUCUCUCCCUCUCUCUCUCUCUCUUUCUCUCUUUCUCUUAUCCUCCUCCCCUUCCUUCCUCCCUCCGAUCCCUAACUUAUUAUAUUUCUUUCCCGCCACAGUUGCACAAGUCGACUACCAUAUAUAUAGCUGAAAUGUACCGAUUCUUUUCUGUCCCGUCUCCAUAUCUAUAACUCCUGUUCCCUCCUGUCCCUCCCACCCAUCAUCUCUCUUCCUCUCCCCUCCGUUCCCCUUUCCUCGCCUUUUCCCUCACGCACAUGUACACGAACGUUACUUAGUCAACGUUCCACAGUCUUAGAGUAAGUCUGUGUUUAAUCUCCUUGUGAUGUAUAGAUGCCGUUUCUCUGAGGCCGGUGUAAGUAUAUCUCGUACGAAAAGGUUAUCAUUAUCAUUAUCAUUAGUAUUAUUAUUAUCAGUCUCGGUUUCCUGGCGUAUCUUGCUUUUUCUUGUAUGUACGUAUGUAUGUAAUCAACCGUAUAAGUGCAUUAUUAUUUUUCUGUACAUUUUGAUGGCUUUGUUACUCUUUCUGUUGCUGUCUGUAUUCGCCCCGAGUGACCGUGGGCGGCGUUUGAAAAAGAUGUCUAUAAAAAUGGCAAAAAAUAGUAAUAAUGAUUUAAUUAAGUCACAGAGAAAGAGAUGAAAGAAAUAUUAAUUAUCUUGGAGGUGCCUAUUGUCUUAUUUCUCUAUAUUUUCGUAUGACCAAAGAAAUACUUGAAACUUUUUGAAAUUUGUACAUUUUUGUGUAGAUUUAAAAGAAUACAAACAAGAAAACCCUCAAAACAAACCGGUAUGAACGAUAAUUUUUGUAGAUAUUUCCCCGAUGAUUCAAACCAAAAUAUCGUCAAAAAAAACUUUUACAUUUGGUUAAGGCUUUAAUGUAUCAUAAUUACGUUGACAUGAACACAUCGCUGACAUAACAUAGUCCUUAUAUAUAUUUUCUCAUUUUCUUCGUCCACGCUCAACGGACAGUCGCUUCGGCGGAUAACAACGCUGAAAGGUGGCUAAAGACUGACUGACUAAAGGACUGCCCAGAAGAAACCUCAGAUAUAAACUGCAAACCCUUCCUUAAGUCAGUCCACACCACCAACCAGUCAGUAAGUCAAGAACCAAAAUACUGACUGACUAAAUGAUUGGCCAGAAUAACCACCAAGAAACUAAGCCCUCUCAAGUCAGUCCACACUAACACUAGCCGGUCAGUCAGUCAGUCAAGAACCUUAAAAACUGACUGACCGUUGGACUGGCAAGAUAAAACACCAGAUAGAACCUAAACUCUCCCCUAACUCAGUCCAUACCACUACCCAGUCGGUCAGUUAAGAGAGAAAAACGGACUUGACUUAUUGGACUGGUCAGCAAAAAAAUAUAAAAAAACUGACCUGACUUUUGGACUAACCUUUUCAAACCCUCAGAUAUAAACUUAAACCCUCCCUUCAGUCCGUCUACACCACCAGUCAGUCAGUCAGUCAGUAGAUAAAACACUAGACUGGUCAGUUUAAACCCUCAGACAUAACCUACAAACCCUUCUGAGUCAGUACACACCACCCCAGUCAGUCGGUCAGUCAAAAGAAAAUAACCGACUCGAACUGGAUAAUAUAAGCCCCGAGACAUAACCUACAAACUUUUCAGAGUCAGUCCACACUAUCAGUCAGUCAGUCAGUCAGUCGGUCAGUCAAAAGAAAAAAAAUGACUCUGACUGGAUAAUAUGAGCCCCGAAACGUAACCUACAAACUCUUUUCAGUCAGUCAGUCAUGAGUCCGUUGAGCGAGUCUUCUCCUGAGUCAAGCAAAAAGACGACAAACUCAUCCUCUCUUGUGUUCCGUUAGGUCGAAAAUCCCUAUUCCUGGAGCCCAUCAAGCGGCCGUGCAUGUCUGUACUGUACUCUCGGAAGACGAACGCAGCAUAUCUUGGUUAAACUAUUCACUACUCUAUUACUAUGGUGAAUAAAUAUUGAUCAGGUAAUAUAAA